Exophiala mesophila is the source of this 3909-nucleotide messenger RNA. RefSeq lists its product as uncharacterized. NCBI's taxonomy places the organism in Eukaryota, Fungi, Ascomycota, Eurotiomycetes, Chaetothyriales, Herpotrichiellaceae. The transcript is spliced from 4 exons. The record is from RefSeq and is a predicted model, not a curated record. Bases 105 to 3617 code for a protein of 1170 amino acids.
GACCUGUGUGCCUGUGCAUCUCGUCCUCCUUUGUAUGACCUCCGCUCCUCCGCCUUGUUUGCGAAUGCUGUUCAUGCCAUAGCAUUCUCCAGAAAUGCUGAGAGAUGUCCUUGAAUGGACUGGAUGCGGCUGCGGUCGCUGAAGCGCACCAAGCGACGCUUGCUGAAGCUGGAGGAUGGUACCUCCUUCGAUAUACCAAUCGCGACACCGUCGAAUUGUUGAAAAGGGGAUCUGGCGGCGUACAGGACGUUCGCGGUGUCAUACAACAGUAUGAAGAGAAAUCGCCUUUGUAUGGCCUGGUCCAGUACCGGCGCAAAAAGAUCAUCCUCAAGUAUGUGCCAGACGGUACUUCGCGCUUGUUACAAGUCCGUCUGACCGUCCAAUUCAACACCGUCCUGGAAACGCUUGUCCCUCAUGACACCGUCUUCUCCUUUACCAAUGCCUCCGAAUUGACCGAAUCUGCCCUGGGCAUGUGCACCAUGUUACUCGCCUCAGCCGGUUCUCUAACAUCAUCGAGUUCCUCUCUACGAAAACGAAGACUGGAUGGAAUUUCAGAGGCGGUGGAAGAGACGGGCAGUUUACAGGCAGACCACGACGACCACCCAGCAAAAGUCAAGGAAGUCAGUGUGAUCGAGUCGCAAGAGCCUGAAGUGAGGGUCUAUGGCAGGCGUGAGUUGGAUGAACUUCCUGCCAGUGCCGUCCUGGCAAAAGCUCUUCUGGCAAAGCGAAAAGAAGCAGCUGCCGACGCUGAGGCUGCCAACUUGAAUGAUACCGACCUGGUCGCUCCCGCCGUCAAUGGACCCAACACAUUGGCCGUCCCAGAUCCGACUGCUCAGCCUCUACGCCUCGAGGGUUUGAAUGGCCGUGGCCAGCCCUCCCCUCUGCCUGUCCCAGUCAGUCAAAACCUUCCGGCUACCCCCGAUUCGACUCCUCCAACGACCAGCUACGGUGAAGCUCCUCGACCUUUGGACUACGAGACCACCAAUAACAUUCUGCUCGAGUCCUCAGCCGUUGAUCACACCGAGUCACUCCCUGACACUCUCCCUCAUACCCGCCAUUUGUCCGCCGCCGAGUCGGAUAGUAUCACUCAGUGGAGCAGCAAUGUUGCCUCCCUCACUUCUCAUACCACCAAGAAGAAGUUAGGCCCAAGACCUCACAUCGAACCGAGCCACCGGCCAAAGACCGCAGGCACCUCCAAGAGCUCGGUCAAUGUUCGCCCAGUCGCGAAUCUACCAGACAGCAUCCGUGUCUCGAAUCGAUCCGUCGUAAGCCUAUCGUUGAUGCGCCCGACUUCCCGGCAGUCAACUCGCAGCGUUCCCAGUCGCUUUCCCCCAUCCUCACAUACCAUCAAUGCCCAUCCUCCACUGCCGUCGGUACCACAUCUCAUACCGUUGUACAAAACGACAGAAAGCAGACCUGCUGCCUCUCGGCCAGGGUCCGUGGCCACAGAAGCAUCGGCAACCGCCACGCCCGAGAAAUUGAGACUCAUGAAAGCUUUGCAGUUACGGAAAAGGAACAUGUUGAUGGCUCAAAGAGCGUCUGCUUUACCUCACCUACCUACAGGCAGCAUUCAAGCCUCAACCCACUCCGAACCUCCUCCUGCUUUCCCUUCACCUGCUACAUUUCCCUCGACUCUUCCAAAUCACGACCUACUGUCAAAUAUCGAUGAAGAGUCCAAAGUGGCACAGUCUUCGUCCGCCACAUCACCCACGCUCAUGACCAAUCCAUCCGAAGACCAUUCUACGAAAGCCUCGUCGAUCACCGACACUGACGACAUUUCGAGAAAACGACGCUCAUUAUCAUCUGCAACAAGUUCUUCUGUUACACCAAAGGCUGACCUCCAUCAUGUCCAGCCAACACCAAAAACCCCAGAUUUAAUACCUUCAGGUACUGCUACAGCUGUCGUGCCCCAUGCCGAACUAGUGGGGCUGAACCAAGAACCAUCAUCGAAUAUCGAAGAGCACAAGGAACCUCCAAUAAAGACUCUAGAGACGAUCAAAGACGAGUCGCCACGAAUUCCUUCAUCCCAGCAACUCCUUCCUUUGGCGAGAACGCCUCGGGAGAGGAGUCCGCACCUUUCUGCUCCUUUUGCGGUGUCACCAGCUAGGUCGCGUCGUCCACCCGCAUUGCAGCCUCUGAAACUUUCCUCUAGUCAUGAAUUACUAGGAGUCUCGGAUGCCUCCGAAGAUGAGGCUCUCAUGGAUGAGCUGCAGUAUGCGACAGUACAUGAAGCUACGCCUGUUUCAGUCGCACGGUCCCCGGUAACUCCAGUCUUGUCCAAGGGGAGCUCGGAUCGUUUGCGAGAGAUUGUCAACAAGACAGCCAACUCCAGCUUAUAUGCGCGCAGGAGUGCUUCAACAACUCCUGAUCGAAAUCGACCCGGCAGUGUCAGAAGUACUUCGACCGCAUUACCUCAGUGGCCGCCGGUACAGGCAGAAACGGCACCUGUUCCUUUGACUAAAAAGCCGACGCUGGGUUCUGGAAUUUCCAAACGCAUCCGAGCAUUAGAGGUUUUGACCACCAAAGACACCAACGUUAGCACUCCAGUUCCCCCACGAGAGCCCAGCCAGCCAAAGUCAGGCUUUUCCACGUUUUUGAAGCGAUCCUCGCUUUCAUCAAAUCAACCCGCGCCCAACGCAUCCACAGACAUUUCUCCACCGAAGCGGCUACCCGAAGCCGUCUCUCAGUACGAAGGUAGUGUGAGCGGUUCCACACGGGGUCGUCGCCCUAAUUUGGACGAGGCUCAAACCAGUGUUCACAAAGGCGAAAGCAUUUCAGUCACUGCCAGGAUCGUACGUGAUCCGAACAAGAAGCAUCCACCCAUGUCCCCAAGUUCCAGCUAUGCGGCGCCACUACAACUGUUUCGAAGUCCGCUCAUCGUCGAACACGACAAUGGCAUGAACAAGAUGAGUCAGGAACAAUCGAUGGCGUCGCUGGGAUCUGUGACCAAAAGCCCGACCAAGUCUGAAAGAGGCCGGUUCUCGUUUUCGUCUCAUCGAUCAACAUCUCAGACCAAUCUUCUUCGGUCCGAGUCAAGCCACAGCAAGAUAUCACACGGAAACAACCCCCGGAAGAGUGCAGCUCGAUCAUUGAGUGAUACAGCAUCUUUAAAUGAUGAGAAGAAAUCGUCCAGAACCAGUCGAUUGAUGAAGAGAGUGUCGAAUUUGGCCUCGGCUCGCAAGCAGAACCAAUCGUCGCCAAAGGAGAUGAUGCAAGCAAACACAAUUCAGGAACAGAAGGAGCCUGAUAGGCGCAAUUCCGUUUCCGAGUCGCUUCUCCAAGUGGUGGACAUUGGGGACGUCAAUGUGCAAUUCCCAGAUUCCUUGCUGUGGAAACGGCGGUUCAUGCGCGUGGACGACCAAGGAUAUCUGAUCUUUUCACCGCCAGUCACGGAUGCCAACAUGAAGAGCAUUAGUCGCAAGUACCAUCUGAGUGACUUUCGAAAGCCGGCACUGCCUGACGCCGAGAGAGAGGAGAUUGCUUGGAGUAUCAUACUGGAUUUGAAAGAUGGGCGGUGUGUGCAGUGUGCUUGUGAGAACAGACAGGCACAACGACAAGUGCUUCAACUCCUCGUUGAUGCUCACAGCGCCUAUCAUCAGUUAUACGGCAAUUCGUGAUGGACAGGACUUUAUGCAAUAUCACCAGGGUCACGAAGAUUACGAAAGUACUGUCUUGGUCCAUGGAGUCUAGAGGAUUGGAGAAUUUUGACGUCAAGGAAGAUGGCAAUGGUGCAUGAAGCCAGAGGAAAUUGGGGUCGGAUCAAGGCCAUAGUUGAGGGGACUUGGGAUGUCCUCGAUGUACACAUAUCCAACUUUAGUCCAUAUUGUAAUCUUCAUUCGUGGGUGAUUAAGACGCUGAGAGCAGCUUCGGUGGAAAUGAUGUUGCAAGAAAUGCAUAACGAGUAGUACC